AACGCACAGAAUGAAGGUGGACCGACGUAGACAGCCGGAAUGUCAACCCUGAGACUAGCCUACUAUAAUUGUAAUGUUGCUUGUCUGGCCAAGGAGUCUUGUAAGACCACCAGAAUCACAUUUCGUGCCUGUACUGCAAUUCUUCUGGCAGCAUCGUCGAAUGGAUUGGUCAGCUCUCACCUGCUCCAUCGCCGUCCUGAUCAUUCUGUUCCUGCCGCUGUGCGCGUCCGACGACAGGCUUGUCUCCAGCAAGCCACUCUCCCCCGGCACCACCAUCGUCUCGGAUGGCGGUGACUUUGCAUUUGGCUUCUUCCCCUCUUCUGGCUCAACGCCGUCCAACCUGUACCUCGGCAUCUGGUACAACGGCAUCUCCGAGCUUACCGUGCCGUGGGUCGCUAACCGGGAAACCCCGGUCAGGAACACUACUACCUCCUCCGCGCCCACGCUCUCCCUCACCAACACCUCCAAUCUUGUUCUCUCUGAUGGUGAUGGCAGUCGUGUUGUUUGGACGACUGGCGUGGCCGCUGCCUCGAGCUCCUAUUCAUCAGAGGCGGUGCUUUUGAAGACCGGUAACCUCAUCAUCCGGUCAUCCAACGGCACCACGGUAUGGCAGAGCUUCGACCACCCAACUGACACGUUCCUACCUGGCAUGAAGAUGCGGAUCAGGUACAGGACACGUGCGGGUGGGCGCCUGGUAUCCUGGAAAGGCUCUGGAGACCCCUCACCAGGGAGCUUCUCCUACGGCUGCGACCCAGCCACCAUUAUCCAGAUGUUCCUCUGGGAGGGGUCACACCCGGUAUACCGCACCGCCCCAUGGACGGGGUACCAGGUGAAGAAUGAGUACCAAUACCUGAUGACCAACAGCAGCGCCAUCAUGAUAUACCUCAGUGUCGUCAAUAAUGAUGAGGAGACCUACGCAAUAUUUAGCGUCUCGGACGUUACCUGGCGGACCAGGCUCGUGUUGACCUACUCCGGCAUGCUCCAGUUCCAGGGCUGGAACAACAGCUCCUCUGCGUGGGUAAUCUUUGGGCAGUGGCCACACUACGGAUGCAACCGCUACGGCAACUGCGGCCCUUAUGGUUACUGUGACGAGACAGUGUUGCCCAUCCCGACAUGCAAGUGCCUCGAUGGUUUUGAGCCGACGAGCACAGAGGAGUGGAACAAGGGCAAGUUCUCAAAGGGGUGUCGACGGAAAGAGGCACUGCGUUGCAGUGAUGGUUUCUUGGCCUUGCCGGGGAUGAAGCCACCGGACAAGUUUGUGUUCGUUGGAGACACGUCGUUGGAGGAGUGUGCGGCGUCAUGCCGCCGCAACUGCUCAUGCGUGGCGUACGCGUAUGCCAACCUGAGCAGUGGCAUGGCCAGCGGAGGUAUGCCAAGGUGCUUGUUGUGGGUCGGUGAGUUGGUUGACACCGGGAAGUUACACGCAGACCCUGUGAGCGACACGCUCUAUCUGCGGCUUGCAGGCUUGGAUGCAGUAGCUGGUAAAAGGAGAAGGAGCACUGCAGUGAAGAUUGUACUGCCAGUUUUAGGAAGUAGUGUCCUGAUACUCAUGUGUAUUUCCCUUGCAUGGUUGAAAUCCAAAGGCAAGAACAGGGCCCAGGGAAAGCACAAGAAGGAGCUAUUGGAUGUUUCAAGUGAUCUUGAAUUCCCAUUUGUAAGAUUUGAGGAGAUUGCCCUAGCAACACAUAAUUUCUCUGAAACAUGUAUGAUUGGACGGGGUGGCUUUGGCAAAGUUUACAAGGGAACACUAGGCGAUCAGGAAAUUGCUGUCAAACGGCUAAAUAAGGAUUCUCAACAAGGAACAAAUGAAUUCAGAAAUGAAGUAAUACUUAUUGCCAAACUUCAACACAGAAAUUUGGUUCGACUUCUUGGAUGUUGCGACGAGGGUGAUGAAAAGUUGUUGAUUUAUGAGUAUUUGUCUAAUAGUAGCUUAGAUGCCACCCUUUUCGAUGAUUCAAGGAAAUUCUUGCUGGAUUGGGGAACACGUUUAAAUAUAAUCAAAGGUGUCGCCAGGGGGCUUCUUUAUCUCCACCAAGAUUCAAGGCCGACCAUAAUUCACAGAGAUCUCAAAGCCGGAAAUGUUUUGCUAGAUGCACAGAUGAAGCCCAAGAUAGCAGAUUUUGGUAUGGCGAGGAUCUUCGGGGAUAACCAGGAAAACGCAAACACCCAACGUGUCGUCGGAACAUACGGCUACAUGGCUCCUGAGUACGCAAUGGAAGGUGUCAUCUCUACCAAGUCCGACAUCUAUAGUUUUGGCGUGUUGCUAUUGGAGAUUGUAACCGGUAUGAAGAGAAGCUCCAGUAGUCACACCACGGGCUUCCCUAGCCUCAUAGCUUACUCAUGGAAUAUGUGGAAGGAGGGUAAGGCAGAGGAGUUGGCCGACCCAUCUAUCAUGGACACAUGCUUACCAGAUGAGGUGUUGCUUUGCAUUCAUGUAGGCCUCUUGUGUGUCCAAGAAAACCCAAAAGACAGACCGCACAUGUCAUCAGUCGUGUUGGCGCUAGAGAAUGGGAGCACCACACUGCCAGCUCCCAAUCGGCCUGCAUACUUUGCAGGAUGGAGCACUGAACUGGAGCAGCUCAGAAACAGUAUUCAGAAUUCUGUGAAUAGCUUAACUCUUACUGGUAUAGAGGGUCGAUGAAAUGGUUCGGUACUGUUAUAUGUGUAAUGCGAUGUGUUGGACCUUACGUUGUUUGUAGCUAGUGGUGAAGGGAAGUUGUUUGAGCCCAUCCACACCGGUUUGAUGCAUGAAGAUUAUUGCUCUACUGAAUGUGCUCGUGUGUGUUUGUGCGGUGGUGGUGAAA
Molecule: messenger RNA, 2804 nt
Organism: Triticum aestivum (bread wheat)
Lineage: Eukaryota; Viridiplantae; Streptophyta; Magnoliopsida; Poales; Poaceae
Product: G-type lectin S-receptor-like serine/threonine-protein kinase At1g11300
Exons: 7
Coding region: 74-2641 (855 amino acids)
Biological process (GO): recognition of pollen; protein phosphorylation
Cellular component (GO): plasma membrane
Molecular function (GO): protein serine/threonine kinase activity; ATP binding
Source: RefSeq, a predicted model, not a curated record